Spea bombifrons (plains spadefoot toad) is the source of this 5145-nucleotide messenger RNA. RefSeq names its product ADAM metallopeptidase with thrombospondin type 1 motif 12 (gene ADAMTS12). The record is from RefSeq and is a predicted model, not a curated record. Gene Ontology annotation, biological process: extracellular matrix organization; proteolysis. The coding region runs from base 96 to 4799 and encodes 1567 amino acids. Gene Ontology annotation, molecular function: metalloendopeptidase activity. Gene Ontology annotation, cellular component: extracellular matrix. The transcript has 24 exons. NCBI's taxonomy places the organism in Eukaryota, Metazoa, Chordata, Amphibia, Anura, Pelobatidae.
UGCAUCUUCCUCGUUCUUUGCUUUUCUGCUCCAUUUUGGAUUUUUUUUCCUUUUAAUGUAUAUUUUUUUUCUUUUCCUCUCCUCUCGUCUAAGAGAUGCCAUAUGUGCAGAGAGACUGGAUUACAAACGUGUCUUUUUUUAUUCAAUUCCUUUACAUUUUGGCGUCUUGCCAUGGUAUAAAAGUCCAGCAGGGAAAUCUGUACUCCUCACAAAAGAGACAAGAACACAUUGCGGGCACUUUACCAGCUGCUUAUGAAAUAGUUGAGCCAGUGAAAGUGGAUGAAAAUGGAGCUUUUUUAUCCCACAGCUUAUUCCACAACGUCAAAAGCAAGAGAAGAAAGCGGGACCUUAACUCUCAAAGAGUACAUUACAGAAUCCUCUACAAAACAGAAGAGCUACUCUUUAACAUGACCGUCCAUGAUGGAUUCUUGUCCGAUGAUUAUAUCUUAGAAAGGAGGGCUGGAAAACUCAGUAGUGUGAAGAUCACUCCACGUUCGGGAAGUAAUUGCCACCUCGUUGGUACUGUGCAACAGCAAGAUACGGGCAGCGGAUUUGCUGCCAUUAGCGCAUGCCAAGGCCUGACUGGAUUUUUCCGUCUUUCCCAUGGAGACUAUUUUAUUGAGCCAUUCCAAAAUUCGUCACAAUCAGCAGGAAGGCAGCAAAAACACAUAAUAUACAAGAGAGAAUCACAGAACCCUCGCAGGAAUCGCAGAGACCUGCCUAUGUCUAAAUAUCAGGCCUGUGGCGUAAACGAUGACCAGAGUUCUGCUCUGAAACAAGAGCGUCAACGAGAAAAGUGGGAACGGGAGUACCAGACUGGCAGAAAGAUCACACAGCGGUCCGUGAGCAAAGAAAGAUGGGUGGAAACUUUGGUGGUGGCAGACACCAAGAUGAUUCAAUACCAUGGGAGUGAGAAUGUGGAGUCUUAUAUCUUUACCAUCAUGAACAUGGUUACCGGAUUGUUUCAUGAUGCAAGCAUUGGUAACGCAGUUCAUAUCAAAGUGGUCCGUCUGAUUCUUCUCGAGGAGGAAGAGGAAGGACUGAAAAUAGUUCAUCACGCAGACCAGACCUUGGCAAGUUUUUGCAAGUGGCAGAAGAGUAUAAAUCCUAAAAGUGAUGCGCACCCAGCCCACCACGAUAUAGCUGUACUGCUAACAAGGAAGGAUAUUUGUGUUGGGAGAAACAGUCCUUGUGAAACUUUGGGUCUGUCUUACCUCUCAGGGAUGUGCCAACCUCACAGAAGCUGCAACAUUAAUGAGGACUCGGGUCUUCCUGUAGCCUUUACUAUUGCACAUGAAAUUGGACACAGUUUCGGAAUUCACCAUGAUGGGCAAGGGAAUGACUGUGAAUUAAUUGGACAACCAUUCAUUAUGUCAAGACAACUAAAAUACGACACCUCACCCCUAACCUGGUCGCCAUGUAGCAAAGAAGAUAUCACACGGUUCCUGGAUCGAGGAUGGGGGUUUUGUCUCGAUGAUGUACCGGUGAAGAAAGAUGUUAAGCCACCAUUUGUUGCUCCUGGAGUCUUGUAUGACCUCAACCACCAAUGCCAACUGCAGUAUGGCCCUAAUGCAACAGUCUGUGAACUGGUAGAUAAUGUAUGCCAGACACUAUGGUGUUUAGUGCAUGAUUCUUGCCGGUCCAAACUUGAUGCGGCUGUAGAUGGAACCAGAUGUGCAGAAAACAAGUGGUGCUUCAAUGGGAAAUGUAUUCUUGUAGGAAGACAUCCUGAAUCUAUACAUGGAGGAUGGGGAACAUGGUCCGCUUGGUCCCACUGUACAAGAACAUGCGGAGCUGGUGUUCAAAGUGCAGAAAGAAAAUGCAAUAACCCUGAGCCGAAAUAUGGUGGGAAGUACUGCACCGGCGAGAGAAAGCGAUACAGGCUUUGUAAGACGUUCCCGUGCCCCAACACCGGUCCAUCGUUUCGCCAGAUGCAGUGCAGUGAGUUUGACACGGUACCGUACAAAAAUGAGCUGUACCAAUGGAUUCCUAUAUAUAACACAGAGAAUCCAUGUGCGCUCCACUGCAGACCCACAGAUGCCAACUUUGCAGAUAAGCUGCUUGAUGCAGUUAUUGAUGGAACUCCUUGCUUUGAUGGGAAUAACAGUAAAGACGUGUGCAUUAAUGGCAUGUGUAAGAGUGUUGGCUGUGACCAUGAGAUUAAUUCAAAUGCCACAGAGGACCGAUGCGGAGUCUGCCUCGGAGACGGCUCAACCUGUCAGACCAUUAAAAAAGAAUUUAACCAAAGCGAAGGAUUUGGCUAUGUUGAUGUUGGAAAUAUUCCAAAAGGAGCAAGAGAUAUCAAGAUAGAAGAGAUAAAAGCAGCAGGAAAUUUUCUUUCACUGCGAAGCGAAGACCCCGAGAAAUAUUACUUAAAUGGAGGUUUUACAAUCCAGUGGAAUGGAGAUUACAAAGUAGCAGGAACAACAUUUCAUUAUCAAAGGAAUGGAGAUCUGGAAAACCUGACAGCCUCUGGCCCCACAAAUGAGUCUGUCUGGAUACAGCUUCUGUUUCAAGAAAGCAACCCAGGAAUUAAAUAUGAAUACGUUAUCCAAAAGGAUCAAGGAAAUGAGACGGAAUCUACUUACAGCUGGGAAUACGGAAGGUGGACAGACUGCAGUGCGACCUGCGGAACAGGUGCCCAGCGACAGGUAGCCCAAUGUGUAAACAAGCAAAGAGGAGUUGUUAUUACGACUUUCUGUGAUCAAGACCUUCAACCGGUUUCAAGACAGAAGAAAUGUCACAUCCAAGAUUGUCCGCCCAGGUGGUGGGUUGGAGAGUGGCAGCAGUGUUCCAGCACAUGUGGACCCACUGGCGAGAAAAAAAGAGCUGUUCUUUGUAUCAGGACUGUGGGCACUGAUGAGCAAGCUCUUCCGUCGGAGGACUGUCACCAUCUCACCAAGCCGAAAGGAUACAUAUCAUGUAACAGAGAUAUUUUAUGUCCUUCAGACUGGACAGUUAGCAACUGGAGUGAGUGCUCCAUCACAUGUGGUGGAGGUGUACGGACACGUAAUGUCACAUGUUCAAAAAACAAUGAUGAGCCAUGCGAGGCAUCUAAAAAACCCAACUCAAAAGCUCUUUGUGGCCUUCAACAAUGCCCUCUUCAAAAGAAUCUCCCACCAGGUCCCAUAAAACACAAGUAUGGGAAAAAAAUAAUCAAAGUAAUCCCCAAAAAAUCAGGUAUUCCAACAAAGCGCAUUAUAUUUAGAAAAGUCAUCCGUAAGUAUCACCCUGUGACAAAAAUACCCAAAUCACUCACAACAUCCGCUCCUAAAAUGAUUUUACCUCCAGUGGUAAACUCAAUCAAAGAAGAUUUUCAAAUCAACGACAUUCCGAAUUCCACCCAUUUUAAUGUGGAUUACAAAUAUAAUUUUGUCCUUGUAGAAAACAACAAAAGGAAGAUAAAUUCUACUAAACCCGUUCCAACAGUUUCCACCGGAGGAGAGCAUUACGGAGAAACCGAUAUGGAAAAUAAAACAGAGAACUAUUUUUUAUCUACCACCACAGCAAUACCUCAAAAUAUAACAUCUGCUAAUGAUUUUCUCACCGAGGAACCAGAAACUCAAACAGCAUCCGAGGAAAUAAACGGGCCCGAUGAUGAAACAAAUAGCUACGGCGAUACAGAGAAUUCCAUCAUUGAAUCCAGGAGUAAGAGACAUAAAGGAAGAGCCAACGUGAUACAAUAUAAUCAAAGUACUAUUACGUAUCCUUCUGAAUCCCCAACUCCAAAUUCAAAUCUCGUUACGACGGAGAGUCCACAAACGUUUAAUAUUAAAGUCUUCAUUUCCCUCGUCGGCACGGAACAAAAUGCUACGUUAAGUGAAAAGAAUUUAGCUAGCCCUGCGGCGAAUACCUCCGAAGAGCUGGAUAAUCUUCAAGUUACUAUUGUUAAUAUUUCAGAAGAUUCAUCCAAGAAAUUGAAUAACACAACCCUCGGUGGUCUCUUGAAUUCAGCGCCGCAUAUAAAUAUCACGGACUUGGUUUUUAACGUGUCAGAAAAAGUUUACUGGAUAAUUGGGAACUGGAGUGAGUGUUCCACGACGUGUGGUCUAGGGGCUGAGUGGAGGAGCGUGGUAUGUAGCACGUCAAGCGAAGCUGACUGUCAACACAUUAAAAAGCCAGAUCCGGCAAGAAAGUGCCACCUACGGCCCUGUGCCAGCUGGAGAACCGGAAACUGGAGCAAGUGUUCUACAAACUGUGGAGGUGGCUUCAGAACCAGAGAAGUACACUGCAUGGACAUCCGUGAAAACAGACCUCUCAGGCCCUUCCACUGCCAGUCCCAUGGACCCAAUCCGCAACAGAACAGUUCCUGCAACCAAGAGCCAUGUUUGUCAUGGCUGGCGAAGCCAUGGAGCGAGUGUUCCAAGACAUGUGGAAGUGGCAGUCGCCAAAGACAGGUGAUUUGUCCGUUAGAGAACAGGUGCGAUUUGAAGAAGAGUCCAGUCAUUACCAUAAACUGCAGUGAGAAACCGUGCGUCAGAUGGAAGCCAGAUGCCUGGUCAGAAUGUUCUGUGUCUUGCGGGGAAGGAAUCCAACAGAGGAUCGUCGAAUGCAUGAACGUUGAUAAUAACAGCACUAUGAAUAAUACACUUUGUGAAGAAACAGAGCCGAAGCCACGAGACACCCAAAUAUGCACUAACCAAGACUGUAAAAAUAUAGAUCCACUGUGCAAAAAAGAUAAGAUGUCGAUUAACUUCUGCAAAACCGUAAAAUCUAUUGGCAAGUGUUCCUUGAAAAAUAUUGAGAAAGAGUGCUGCUUCACAUGCAUGCAGCCCGAGACUCGGUUACCAGGGGGCUGACACAUGAAUCGCUUCAUUAUCGUCAGAACAGAUUCUUACACAUUUUUGUGUGCAUUUUUAUUUUAUAUACGAGGUCGAAUAAGUAAAGAAAAAAAAAUCAGAUUUAAUUUUUUAUGCAACAUUUUUUUUUUAUAUUUUAAAAUAUGCUAAAUAACUUCUGUCGCCAUAAAUUAAAUUAGGAGAUGGCAAUUUGCCUAUUUACAAAAAAAAAGGAUCUACAAUUUCCGAUCAGCUCGUAAGAGGCAAUACUCUCCCGGAGCAUAGCUCUAACAAACUCAGGGGUAAAUAUCAUGCAAAGAUGAACAUAAUUGUUUUGUCCAGGAUUUAGUUUAAAAAAGUGGCAUAU